Molecule: messenger RNA, 2805 nt
Organism: Fundulus heteroclitus (mummichog)
Lineage: Eukaryota; Metazoa; Chordata; Actinopteri; Cyprinodontiformes; Fundulidae
Product: dopamine D2-like receptor
Exons: 1
Coding region: 476-1975 (499 amino acids)
Biological process (GO): G protein-coupled receptor signaling pathway
Cellular component (GO): membrane
Molecular function (GO): G protein-coupled receptor activity
Source: RefSeq, a predicted model, not a curated record
GUAAACAACAGCAACAAAAAAAUAGAAAAAACAUAUUUGAGUUCAUUUCUACUUCGCAAUGCUGCAUCGCUUUUCUGUUGGUCUUUGACACACAUUCCCAAGCAAAUACAGUGAAGCGUAAGAUUGUAAUGUGACAAAAUCGUCAAAGGCUGUGAACACUUGCACGGCGAUGCUUCCCCUCGUUCUGUCAAACCCGAACGCCUGACUGAUUUUAUGAAGUCAUAUUUCACAGAUGAGACAAUAGUGACAUGACUGCUUUUCAAUUAGCAGCCAUCUUUUAUCCCCCCCAGUUGCCUCAGCUGUGAAUACACUCCAGAGUUUUUAAUGAAUGUGAACAGCGAGGACUCCCAGGUGACCCUCUGGUGCCGCAGAGUGAUAAUGAAAAGGGCGGGUACCUUGGAGAAACUCGCCCAGGCCACAGCUUCACCCAUUAUUCAUUCAUCAGAGAUGGUGCGCGACUGGAAAAGCAUACUUAAUGUUUGCACAGCCAGCCGAGCAUGUUGACUUUCUGAACCCGGAGAUGAGAGGGGCACCCGCACCUGCAGGGGUCUCUGGGAACAUCACCGUUCGGGAGGCGUACAUCGACUUUGCCCUCGUGAUGGCACACAGCUUUGUUCUGGUAAUCACCUCCACCGUGGGAACAGCGGCGAACGUUUUUGUCAUCCUGGCAGUGUGUCACCAAAAGUCGCUUCAAACAUCCGUCAACGCGCUGGUGGUGAAUCUGGCCGUCGUGGACUUCUUGCGCUGCACGAUCGACUGCCCCGUUCUGCUACACGUUAUCGUGACCCUGCACCGCGGCGGGCACGUGGACCACCGGGUCUGUGACACGCAGACUGUCUGCUUCUCCUUCAGCUGCUGCAUCCAGCUGUCGACCCUGGGGUGCAUAAGCGCAGAGAGGUACCAGGCGAUAGCCAAUCCCUUUAAAACAAGCCAACGGAAAAGGCGGAUCAUGAUGCUGAUUCCUCUUACGUGGAUCCUGGGAAUUGCAGUGGCUGCUGUUUGUCAGAUGUUCCUGAAAGACUCAGCGGUGUACGUAAGAUGCCAAGAAGGCCAAAGAGGAAGGGUCAUCUCGCAUGACACCAUUGGUCUCUAUGUGCUGCUCCCUCUGUGGGUAUCUUGUUUCGGGGUAAUCACUGGCUUCUACACCCGCAUAUUUGCUCUCCUGAGGUCACACAAUCGCAAAAUAUUCGAUGAAGGCACUUCUGUUCCUACGAAGGAAUUUAAGGAAGAUAAGCAAACCCUUGCAGUGGAAAAUGGGCAAAACAAGUGUGAGAGCGAGCAAACCCUGAGCAUAAGUGUGGCUCAACAAAGUCCCCUGGUGACCUUAGAGGGAGCCCCACAACAGGUCUCCAUCAGUUCUCAAAAUACAGUACAGAUGAGUCAUUUAGAGAUGGUAGAACCCCGCCCUCUUGCAGCACAGGACGCACUGCAGACUGUGGAGAAAACGUUAAAAACGGAGCAAUGCAGUGCUCAGAAAACAGAAGCAAAAGCCUCAAAUCAAGAUGCCGAAAUGCAGAAAAAAUCAAGCAGUCUGAAUUCACAGAGUCAGUCCAGAGGAAGCCUGAAACCUGACAGUCCAGUCACAGAGAACAGCCUCCCUAAUGCAUCAUCGACACAAUCGGAGCAUCCUGAAUCUACCUCUGUUUUAUUGACUGAUCUGAAACCAGAGGACAAAAGCACCAGAGGAGAAACACAGGCAGCGCCUACGCUAGAUCAAGAGUCCACGCUGCCUUCUGUCCAAAGUAAUGAAGCCGUAAAACAACUCGCACAAUUGGAGGGUGCUGUCUGCGUCAUGCCUUCGAAGGCCAGCAAGGAGAGAGCGAGAAAAAGGAAAGAGAGUAAAAUGGCCAAACGGGCCGGCUACAUCAUCAUAACCUUCCUCUUAUUCUGGCUGCCUCUGAUCACAACCAUCCUGGUGAAUUUUCUCGUCCACAAAGACAGGGAUACCCAGGUGAGUAUCUGCGGCAGGUUUUAGUGCAUGAACGGAAGACAUUAACACGCAAGUUUGAGCGUGAGAGGCGCGUUUUGGUUCAUUCUGUUGGUGCAUCAAAAUGAAUGUAUGUACGCGUGAAACCCAGCUGAGCUCUAAGAUGUUGUUACCUGUGUGCUUUUUUUUCAGAUGCCAGUCAUUCAAGAGAUAGAGAUCCUUACGGUGUCUGUCUCCUGCAUCACAUCACUGAGCGACCCGAUAAUAUACGCUGUAGUGAACCCGCAAUUUCGCUCAGAGUUUUAUAAGCUGAAAAGCUGGGUUAAAUCCAGAUUUGACAAGAAAUGAGAACAUCUCCUCUGACAUUUACACACUGACAGUACUGGAUGGAGACAUUUGGGUUUAUAUUGCCUUGUGAACUUUUUCACAUUUUGUAACAAUACAGCCACAAACUUCAAAGUGUUUCAUAGGGACUUUUAAAUGAUCGAUUAGAUAAUGAAGUGAUAGAAUUUGGAUAUGAAUAUGAUAUUGAGAUAAAAGUACAGUGGAUUCUGUUUACCGUCAUGGAUGCAUAUUCAGGCCGUAUUAGACUUUAUUUAGGGGCUGAAUAAAAACGCACAUCGGCACUUUCUACAUUUCGAGAAUUAUUUUUCUACAAAUACACAUCACUUUGUGUUUGUGUGUCACGUAAAAUAUAAGUAUGAUACAUUGAAGCUUGUAAUUGUAAGUACAGAUAUACCCAUACCCAUCAGCCUGUGAUCAGAAUUACUAUUACCAGCUAAUACUGGUUUUAUCUGUGACUGGUAAGGCUAAUUUGAUUGUAUAGCACAUUUCAGUACAAGGACAAUGCAAAAGUGCUUUACAUGAUUAAAACUUUG